This is a messenger RNA of Sphenostylis stenocarpa, 1602 nucleotides long. Lineage: Eukaryota; Viridiplantae; Streptophyta; Magnoliopsida; Fabales; Fabaceae. The record is from the annotation of a GenBank genome assembly.
AUGGAUUCAAGAGUAGUUCAAAAUGAAGUGCAUGAGAAUGAUGAACACUACUCCUACAUUGUUCCCUCAGAGCAAGUGACACAUGGUGAAGAAGAGCAGCACUUUGAUCAUGAGAAGAAGUCUGUUUUGAAUAAAGUCAAGGCAAAGGCUAUGAAAAUCAAGGACAGUAUUAAGAAGCAUGGCCAUCAAGUCCUUGAUGGUAGCCGUGAGUAUAACAAUGAAGAUCAGCACCAUCUUGAUGAUCAUGACAUAGAUGAGGAUAAAGACAUGGAUGAAGACACACAAGUUCAUGAAACACCAAUUCAUGAAAAUGAAGAUGUUAAAACUGCUACACCCACAUGUGAGCAAGUCGAAACUUUAGGGAAGUCAGGAAUUGAUUUUGGAAGUACAACAGUUAUGGCAGAUGAAGCUCAUCACGAUUCACUACCUUCAACCACUGACAUUGAUCAAAACAUAGCCACUGAGCCAGCCAACACAUUUUCUGCAGAAAAGAAAAGAGGACUUCCAAAGGACAAUUUGGAUUGGUCAAUAGGCUUGGAGGAAGAACCUUACUCUCCCAGAAAUAGGCCUGAGGCAUAUACUCCUCCCAAAUAUCAAACCAAAGUCACGGAUCCAACUGAAGUAGUAAAAGAAGAAACGGAAAUCACACCAGUCGAGGAAUCUUUUGCGAGAAUGAAUGUGCAGGAUGAGCCAAAAUCUACUCCAGAGCUAAACGUCCAGCCAACUAUUGCUGAUUCUGAAUACCCUCAUGUUGGAAACCAUGAUCAUUUAGUGCCACACCUUUCUGCUGAAAUGAAAACUCAGUAUCCUUCCUCUGAAUGUCAUAAGCAGUUCACUCAGGGAACGAUAUCCCCAAGUAUUAACAGUAACAUGGAAAAUGUCACAGACAGUGGACAAACUUUCAACACCAUGACAAUCACAGCUGAAGAACACUCUUGCUAUGAAGAAAACACUGAUAAAGUUGUCUCUCCUAAAGAUGUAAUAGCUUCUGGGGUAGGUUCAGAUGAGAAAGAUGACAUAAAGGACAAGGUGGUAACAAAUGAAGAGCAGCAAAAAAGUGGGGAUGUUUCUAACAUGUUUGGCUCAACUGCCCUAUAUGGGAAGAACAUUGCUCACUCUCUGACAGAGAAAUUAGCUCCAGUUUAUGAGAAGGUUGCAGGGGUAGGAAGUGCAGUGAAGUCCAAAGUGUCUGGAACUAGCACCGGUGGUGUUGAAACUGAGACAAAAAAUGAGGUUAAAGAACAAGACACAGGGGUUUCUGUGAAGGACUAUUUGGCUGAGAAGCUAAGGCCUGGUGAAGAGGACAAGGCACUUUCUGAGGUAAUUUCUGAAGCUUUAUAUAAGAGGAAGGAAGAACCAGUGAAAAAUGAGCAUCACUUGGAUGAUGAGGAUGAGAAAAUAUGUGAAGAGAGUUGUGUGCAUUCAGGAAAAGGUGUGGUUGAAAAGCUUAAGGGUGUUGUUGGUUCAUGGUUUGGCAAAUCUGAGGGAAAAGGAGGUGAAGAUUUAUCCAAGAACACAAAUUCUGGUGCAGAAUUGGAACAGGUUAACCAAGUUGUUGAUGAAAACAAGAGUAGUCCAAUUGAAGAACAAGGGACUAGCUAA